Messenger RNA from Ictalurus furcatus (blue catfish), 12807 nucleotides. RefSeq names its product ankyrin 2b, neuronal (gene ank2b). The transcript has 48 exons. Gene Ontology annotation, cellular component: T-tubule. The record is from RefSeq and is a predicted model, not a curated record. The coding region runs from base 1091 to 11803 and encodes 3570 amino acids. Lineage: Eukaryota; Metazoa; Chordata; Actinopteri; Siluriformes; Ictaluridae. Gene Ontology annotation, molecular function: protein binding. Gene Ontology annotation, biological process: protein localization to T-tubule; signal transduction; regulation of cardiac muscle contraction.
AUUAGUGUCUAAUAAAUAUGAAAUACGAAUUUAACUAAAUUAAUUAGGCAUGUUUGCCUCCGGCCUCUGGGGUUGGGGGUUCGAUUUCCACCUCUGGCCUGUAUGCACAGAGUUUGCAUGUUCUCCCCAUGCUUUGAGGGUUUCCUCUGUGUAUUCUGGUUUCCUCCCCCAAUCCAAAGACAUUCAUCAUAGACAUGCUGAUUGGCAUUUCCAAAUUGUCCGUGGUGUGUGAGUGUGUGUAUGAGUGUGUGAGUGUGUGUGCGACUGUGCCCUGCGAUGGGUUGGCAUGCCCGUCCAUGGUGUCCCCCGCCUGGUGCCCAGAGUUCUCUAAGAUAAGCUCCAGGCUCUCUGAGACCCCCUGUAGGAUAAGCGGUACAAAAAAUGGAUGGAUGGAUGAAUAUCAAACCCUAUCAUUAACCACAAUAGCCAAAAGGAAACCGUUUGGGUCUUUAUACAGACAUACACCUACUUACAAACACACCUUUACGUAAUUAUAAUCGUAUUAAUAUUAUUUUGUUGCUCUGUUUAUUUACAUGAGUUGCUAUGUGCUGUUAUUACUAUUCACUUGCUUUUACACAUUGGUUUUGAUUGGGUUACGCACUUUCAGAGAGAGAGAGAGAGAGACAGAGAGAUAGUUAGAUAGGAGAUAGAUAGAUAGAGAGAUGGAUAGUGAUAGAGACACAGAUAGAGAGAGAUAGAGUGUGAGAUAGAGACAGACAGAGAGACAGAGAGAUAGUUAGAUAGGAGAUAGAGAGAUGGAUAGUGAUAGAGACACAGAGAUAGAGAGAGAUAGAUAGAGUGUGAGACAGAGAUUUAGAGAGAUAGAGACAGACAGAGAGAGAGAGAGAGAGAAAGAGAGUCUACGCUGUCCUUCUCAGUGCAGGCUGAAUGACUGCGUCUCCGCACACACUGUUUGCUGUUGUUUACUCCUCUGUCCCACUUGAAGGACAGCAGUAAGAGAGAGACAGUAAUAAAUCUGAUGGCGUGUGUCCUCCGCUGCAGCACCUCCGCUGUGUUCUAGCCGCGCGGAUAAACUCGUUCCUGUACCCGGGGAGCUGCGGUGGCUGGAGCGGCUCUGUCAGGCUCUCAGAUGGCGUCUCCCGAGGCAGAAACUCCGUCCCCAACUGCCAACGGGGACAAAGUCCGUCAGUCGGACAGCAACACCAGUUUCUUACGGGCUGCGAGAGCUGGGAACAUCGACAAGGUUCUGGAGUACCUUAAGGGUGGCGUGGACAUCAGCACUUGCAAUCAGAAUGGACUCAAUGCUCUGCACCUGGCAGCUAAGGAGGGGCACAUGGAUCUUGUCCAGGAGCUGCUGGAUAGAGGUGCCGCAGUGGACGCUGCAACGAAGAAAGGAAACACAGCUCUCCACAUCGCUUCUCUAGCAGGCCAGGGGGAUGUGGUGAAGAUCCUGGUCAAACGUGGAGCGGACAUCAAUUCACAAUCACAGAAUGGCUUCACUCCAUUAUACAUGGCUGCCCAAGAGAACCAUUUGGAUGUGGUUCGCUACCUUUUGGAAAACGGAGGAAACCAGAGCACAGCAACAGAGGACGGCUUCACCCCUUUGGCCAUUGCUCUACAGCAGGGUCAUAAUCAGGUUGUCUCCAUUCUCCUGGAGAACGACACUAAGGGAAAGGUGCGCCUCCCUGCCCUCCACAUUGCUGCCCGUAAGGAUGACACAAAAUCAGCUGCCCUGCUGCUCCAGAAUGACCACAACGCAGAUGUCCAGUCCAAGAGCGGAUUUACACCACUGCAUAUUGCAGCUCACUAUGGGAACGUGAAUGUGGCAACAUUACUCCUAAAUCGAGGAGCUGCUGUGGAUUUUACUGCAAGGAAUGGAAUCACACCAUUGCAUGUGGCAUCUAAGAGGGGAAAUACAAACAUGGUCCGGCUGUUGUUGGACAGAGGGGCGAAGAUUGAUGCCAAAACAAGGGAUGGCCUCACACCUCUGCACUGUGCAGCAAGGAGUGGGCACGACCCAGCAGUGGAGCUCUUGCUGGAAAGAGGAGCUCCCAUUCUGGCAAGAACCAAGAAUGGCCUGUCUCCUCUCCACAUGGCAGCACAGGGUGACCAUGUCGAGUGUGUUAAACACCUGCUGCAUCACAAGGCUCCGGUGGACGACGUCACGCUGGACUACCUGACCGCACUCCAUGUUGCCGCUCACUGUGGCCACUACAGAGUCACAAAGCUUCUGCUCGACAAAAGGGCCAAUCCCAACGCUCGAGCACUGAAUGGCUUCACACCUCUUCAUAUCGCCUGUAAGAAGAACAGAGUGAAGGUGAUGGAGCUUCUUGUCAAGUAUGGAGCUUCCAUUCAGGCCAUCACUGAGUCUGGCCUCACCCCUAUACACGUGGCAGCUUUCAUGGGCCAUCUCAGCAUUGUUCUCUUGCUGCUUCAGAAUGGAGCUUCUCCUGAUGUCAGCAACAUACGUGGGGAAACAGCGCUCCAUAUGGCUGCUCGAGCUGGCCAGGUGGAAGUAGUGCGCUGCCUGCUCAGAAAUGGAGCCGUGGUAGAUGCAAGAGCCAGAGAAGACCAGACUCCACUCCACAUCGCCUCUCGGUUGGGAAAAACAGAGAUUGUCCAGCUGCUGCUCCAGCAUAUGGCUCAUCCAGAUGCCUCUACAACCAAUGGCUACACACCUCUGCACAUCUCUGCUCGUGAGGGGCAGCUGGACGUAGCAUCAGUACUGCUUGAGGCUGGAGCUUCUCAUUCCCUGCCAACUAAGAAAGGAUUUACUCCCUUACAUGUUGCAUCUAAGUAUGGAAGCCUUGAUGUGGCAAAGCUCCUCCUGCAGCGUCGAGCCCCUCCAGAUGCAGCGGGGAAAAAUGGUCUCACGCCUCUCCAUGUCGCUGCACAUUAUGAUAACCAGAAGGUGGCACUGCUGCUUUUGGACAAAGGGGCUUCACCCCACGCCAUGGCCAAGAACGGAUAUACUCCACUCCACAUAGCUGCAAAGAAGAACCAAAUGGAGAUUGCCACUACUCUGCUGCAGUAUGGAGCAGAAACCAGCAUCCAGACCAAGCAGGGGGUGACGCCACUUCACCUGGCCUCUCAGGAAGGCCACAGUGACAUGGCGGCCCUGCUACUGGAGAAAGGGGCCAACGUCAAUGUGCCCACUAAGAGUGGACUUACAGCUCUUCAUCUUGCUGCCCAGGAAGACAAAGUCAGUGUUGCUGAAAUCUUAGUUAAACAUGGUGCCAACCUCGACCAGCAAACUAAAUUGGGUUACACACCGCUAAUCGUCGCCUGCCACUACGGAAAUGCCAAGACGGUCAACUUUCUUUUGAAGAAUAAUGCCAGCGUCAAUGCCAAGACAAAGAAUGGAUACACACCUCUCCACCAAGCUGCACAACAGGGCAACACACACAUCAUCAACGUUCUGCUGCAGUAUGGAGCCAAACCCAAUGCUACCACUGCGAAUGGAAACACAGCCCUUGCCAUCGCUCGUCGUCUGGGUUACAUCUCAGUGGUGGACACAUUAAAAGUGAUUACAGAGGAGGUCAUUACUACAACAACAACCGUGACUGAAAAACACAAACUGAACGUGCCAGAGACCAUGACUGAGGUACUUGACGUGUCUGAUGAGGAAGGUGAGGACACUAUGACAGGUGAUGGAGGAGAAUAUCUGAGAGCGGAGGACUUGAGGGAGUUAGGAGAUGACUCUCUGCCUGGUCAAUACUUGGAUGGAAUGAAUUACCUGAGGUUCAGUCUAGAAGGCAGCCAAUCCGAAAGUAUGGACAGGUCCUACAUGUCUAAUCGUUAUGGAUAUCACUCACCAAAGCAUGAUGGUAUGAUGGAUGAUACAGUCCACAGUUACCAGAUGUCAUCCCUUGCUAAUGAGAAGGAUCCAUUUAGACUGAAUUGGGAAACGGAAAACCUGGACAAUAUUGCACUCUCCUCCAGUGCUGGUCAAUCUGGCCAUUCCUCUCCGUGCCAUGAACAUGACAGCAGCAGCUUUCUUGUCAGUUUUAUGGUGGAUGCCCGAGGUGGUGCCAUGCGAGGGUGCCGCCAUAAUGGCCUGCGCAUCAUCAUCCCCCCGAGGAAGUGCAGCGCUCCAACACGAGUAACCUGUCGCCUAGUGAAACGACAUCGCUUAGCAACCAUGCCCCCGAUGGUUGAAGGAGAUGGGUUAGCUAGCCGAAUUAUUGAGGUUGGACCCUCUGGUGCUCAAUUUCUUGGACCAGUGAUUGUGGAGAUUCCACAUUUUGCUGCUCUGAGGGGGAAGGAGAGAGAGCUGGUGAUCCUGCGCAGUGAGACAGGAGAAAGCUGGAAAGAGCAUCAGUGUGAAUAUACAGAGGAGGAGCUCAAUCAAAUCCUUAAUGGCAUGGAUGAAGACCUGGACCCUCCAGAAGAGCUGGAGAGGAAGCGUAUUUGCCGCAUAAUCACCCGGGACUUCCCACAGUACUUUGCGGUGGUCUCACGGAUCAAACAGGACAGUAAUUUGAUUGGUCCAGAGGGCGGGAUUUUGAGCAGCACAGUGGUACCACAAGUCCAGGCUGUCUUUCCAGAAGGAGCACUUACAAAACGUAUUCGAGUUGGAUUACAGUCUCAGCCUGUGAAUGUAGACAUGGUGAGAAAGAUCUUGGGGAACAAAGCUACAUUUAGUCCUAUAGUCACCCUGGAGCCCCGUAGACGGAAGUUCCAUAAACCCAUCACCAUGACCAUUCCUGUCCCCAAGACUUCCACUGACCCGAUACACAAUGGCUUUGGAGUAGAUACACCAACACUCCGCUUGUUAUGCAGUAUCACAGGUGGAACAACAUCAGCUCAGUGGGAAGAUAUAACUGGAACCACACCUUUAACUUUUAUUAAUGACUGUGUGUCAUUCACCACAAAUGUCUCGGCAAGAUUCUGGCUAAUAGAUUGUCGACAGGGCCACGAGUCAGUCAACUUUGCCACGCAGGUGUAUCGGGAGACAAUCUGUGUGCCAUACAUGGCCAAAUUUGUCAUCUUUGCUAAAACUCAUGAUCCAAUAGAGGCACGUCUGCGCUGUUUCUGCAUGACUGAUGACAAGAUAGAUAAAACUCUGGAGCAGCAGGAGAACUUCACCGAGGUGGCUCGAAGUAGGGAUGUAGAGGUAUUAGAAGGAAAACCCAUCUAUGCAGACUGCUUUGGAAAUCUAGUCCCCCUCACCAAGAGUGGCCAACAUCAUAUCUUCAGCUUUUUUGCCUUCAAAGAAAACCGACUUGCCCUAUUUAUAAAGAUACGAGAUAACACUCAGGAACCUUGUGGUCGAUUGUCCUUCAUGAAAGAACCAAGAUCAUAUAGGAGUUUGGCCCACAAUGCUAUAUGCAACCUAAAUAUUACUCUACCAACUUAUGCUAAGGAAUCAGAUUCAGAUCAAGAGCCUGAUGAGGAGACUAGCCGAAUACUUGGAAGAUAUGAUGAAGAUACUGAAAAUUCUACAGAGACAUCCAUCCUGAAAACUCACUUGAUUCGAGAUUCUCCUGCCCUUGCAAGCCCAGAUUUACUCUCUGAGGUGUCAGAGAUGAAACAAGACCUGAUCAAAAUGACUGCCAUUCUGACCACUGAUUCCUCUGAGAAGUCAAACUCUAUGCAUGGGGGUAGUCUAGAGAAGGGGGUGGAGGAGAUGUCAGGGGAGCCUUUUGAAAUAAUGGAAAAGGUAAAAGAGGAUUUGGAGAAAGUUAAUGAAAUUCUAAGGAGUGGGACAUAUGAAGAUAAGGUUGUUGAAAAGUCAGCAGAAGCAGGAAGUUGUGCAUAUAGAAAGGAUGAGGAGUGGGUUCUUCUUUCAGACUGUGAAAUUGAAGAGGCCAAAAUGAUGGCAGCUUUUGAGACCCAAGAGGCGUUUCUUAAGGAUAUUCGAGGUACCCGAGGGUCACAAACACAAAAGGGUAUAGAUGGAGACCAUAAAGAGUACUUUCUGGAUGCACCCGUGACAUCUGGAGCUGCAGUGCAGGGGAGUGUGGUACAGGAAAAGUUCACUGAAGUUGUUUUGCGCAAAGGUGGAAAAAAAUUUGUACCAACUGUGAUCAAAGAUACUAAAAUACAUGUGGCUGAAGUGAAAAAGCCCAUCCGAAGAAAAGGACCUCAUGGACAGAGUGAUGAAUACAAUGUACACACUUCAAAAACAGGUUCUGUUAGUGAGAGAACAGAAAAAGCACAUAGAGAUGAUGGCCUCUUACAUGCUCCCUCAAAUAAAAAAAUGUCACCUGUAUCUCCAGUAGUUGAAGAAACACCCAUUGGCUCAAUUAAAGACAAAGUUAAAGCUCUUCAAAAGAAGGUGGAGGAGGAACAAAGAGGCCGCAAGCAGACUGGCAUCAAAUCCUCUCCUGGUUCUUCAGAGAAAAAAUCAUCUCCUGUUAUACAAAAAACAGCAACCAAUAAAAAGACACAAGCACCCAUAAAAUCACCAAAAAAUGAGUCAGAGAGACUAGAAGAGACCAUGUCAGUAAGAGAACUCAUGAGGGCUUUUCAGACAGGACAAGACCCUUCGAAGGGAAAGUCUGGACUUUUUGAACAUAAAGCAAGUUCUGGACCAAAGCAUACAAAAACGGUUAAAAUAAAGGAGACUCUGUCCACACAGUCCCAGUCUCAAGCAUCAUCACUUGGACAAGAAGUGUCACUUGAAACUAUAAAAUGUUUUGACCCAAAGAAAAUAAACGAACUUCAGAUUAGCACAGAGAUACAACAUUCUCAAGACUUAAGUUCCAAUGUAAGAGCAGAACCAGACAGUGUUCAGUGUCAAGAACUUCAAAUGGCAAAAGCGCAAGAUGAGAUUUCUUCUGCCUUACAAUCAGCAGACCCUACAGUCCAAAGAAAUUUGGCUACUGCAGUAACCCAAGAUUUGUCUAAGGACACUAAAUUAUCUCAAAUUUAUAGUGGCCCAGAUGCACUUGAUUACAACUCUGACAUUCACAAAAUAGAAGAGCUAGCUGUUUCCCCUUGUACCAGCGUAGGUGAAGGCGAAGUCCACAUAAGCUCAGAGGACAGUGACAAACAUGAAGGCAUGGCAGAAACUCUGGAUACAAGUCCUGAAAGCCUUUCAUCAUCACCCAGACAGCCAGAUCAAUAUGUAGAUGGAAAGCUCUCUAAAGUAGAAACAGUUACAGCCAAAGAUGAGACAAGUACACUAUCUAACUCCUCUUCCACUGGUGCAAAGACAGCUGAUGAUCAGGCAUCUACAGCAACUCUUGGAUACUUGUCUGUGAAAAAUGCGGUGGAUUAUCCUUCAAAAAGUGAGUCUGUGUCUGCUUCUCAGGGCAAAACUGUUAAAUUUGUUGAUGAAAAAUUCUCUGUGGAUGAGGACAUUCUUUUGAUAUCAUAUAAACCACCAAAAUCUCGAAAACUAAUGAAAAGAGGUUCUGAAACAAUAGACAGUUUUUUGAGUGAUGAAGAACCAUCAGAUGGUCAACAACUGUCAACCUCAGCUGACUACCUGGCUACAAGGGCUGAUAUACAGGGUUAUAAUGGUUUAGUACUGCCUCUUAGACAUCUGGAUUCAGAAACCAUUAGUCCAGUAGCUGAUGAUUCUAUAACCAUUAGUCAUAAGGACUCAUUAGAAGGUAGUCCCCUUAUGGAAGACAACUCCUCCCAUAAAUCCCCAGACUCAAUUGAACCUAGUCCAACUAAAGACUCCCCAUGCUGUGACUCUCUAGAAAACAGCCCUGUAGAACAAAAAAACAUCAUGGCCUUGCCUCCUACAGUAGAGCAACCCAGUGUGACUGCAGGGCACCCGACAUCCUCCAAAGCUCCUGAGUUACCCCCAGAAAAUUUGCAUAGACUCCCCAGAGACCAGGAGGGUAGUGCCGACGAUGACAGUUGCGAGCAGACAUCUCAGCUGACGAGUUCGGGUAAGAGUCCAUUUUCCCCUGACACGCCAAGUUCUGAAGAGGUAAGUUAUGAGCUCCAUUCCAAAACCCCAGACCCUAUGGUCCUGUCCAUGUUCCUAAUUCCAUCUGUCAUACCUGAGGAUGCAGAGGGAAAUGUGUUGGAGUGUAUCAUGACCCAGAGGAAAUUCACCCCUGAGGAAGAGAUGUUUAAAAUGGCUGCCAAAAUAAAAACAUUUGAUGAGAUGGAGCAAGAUGAAAAAGACAGAAAGGGCAAUAGUAAAGAUAUCUUCUCUCAGACCAUGAAUGAGUCUGAAAGAGGACAUGAAAGCUUCAUAUUAAUUGGGCCUGAAUCCAAAGUUGAAACAGCCUCAGUGGAUGGCCUUGGGCCUACUGAGACAAAACAAGGGUCAGAGGUAGCACAAUCUAUUGAACCUACUAUUAAAGUACAACCUCCCUCUCCUUUUCCAGCAGGUGUGCAUGAGAUCCCUCAAACAUCUGAGGACAUGGCCCACACUGCAGCAUCAACAGAUGAAUCAGCAAUGGAGGGACCUCAGUCUGUCUCAGAAAAGCAUGCAAAAGCCCAUCAGAUCCCUCUACAAAAAGAAAUGCAGUCGCUUAGUAUGAAAGAGUUACAACAGACCAACAGUCAAUUGUUAAGCAAUGAAGGGAAGGUCAAAAUACCUUCUGAACUAAAUAAGGAAAUCCAGAGAAAGUCAAGGGAAAGCAAAUAUGAUGAUAUGGGUGGAAAGCAGAAAGAUACAUCAGACUACCAGGGAGUUUAUAGCAAAUCACAUAGUCAGGUAGAAUGUAAUGUAACAGAUGAUGUUAAAGGUGAUCACAUAAGGCCUGCAGGGGUAUCUGAUCUAGGUUCAAACAGGGAAAGUUUAAGGGCUGAAAGUGAUUCUUUGCCUAGUAUUAGUGGGCAGGCUAGGGAAACAUUUAAACCAGAAAUAUGCAUAUAUGAUGACACUGGAGAAGAUGAUUUAGAGGAAGAACUUCCUAAAACAAAGUCUAGAGGGGUAACUGCAAAAACCCUGGCAGACAACUGGAAUACCAUGCGGGAAGAUGAUGAUGCCUUUGCAGCAAGAGUCAAAGAAGAGGAGCAAAAGAUUUUGGGUCUGGCAGUAGAUCGACAGUCCCAAGGUGCAACUCCAGACACCACACCAGGAAGGACGCCCACUGAGGAAGGCACGCCGACAAGUGAACAAAACCCUUUCCUUUUUCAAGAGGGUAAACUAUUUGAAAUGACUAGAAGUGGAGCAAUAGACAUGACCAAAAGGGGAUAUGAGGAGGAAGGCUUUGCUUAUUUUCAAAUAGGAGAGCAACCAAUUGAAGAGGCACUUAUAGAGGAUAUUAUGGAAGAAUCUGAUGCAGACUUUACUAGAGCAGAAAGAGAGGUUGCCAUAAACCUCACUGUGCAGAUUAAACCAGAAGACACUGUGGAAUAUUCAAAAGAGGCUACAGGCAUAUCCAUUCACUCCACACCUGAGGAUGAUCAAUCAGGAAUAGCUUCUAAGUCAGAUGCCUCACAGUCUACAAUUCCCAUUAAAUUGGCUGUUUCUGCUUCACCCAAUACAAGUAAAAAACACAUUGAAAAAGAAGCUGUAGAAAUAAAAACAGAUAAGUUAGCUGAAAAUAUUUCUUCAGAGACUGAUCUUGGUUCUUCAGACACUAUCAUAACUGAUGUCCAGACAGCGGUGUCAACAGUAACCAGAUCAGUUUAUUCCCAGCAGGACCAAGAGUCCUCAGAUUCCUCCCCAGAGGAUGAGCACUCAGUGAUAGAACUACCCAAAGCACCUGAAAAAACAUCUCAAACAUCCAAAAUGAUAUCAAAGUCAAAAGCAAAGCCUGACUGUAAAGGUAAUACUUCAUCUACUCAGAAAAAGUCCUCCUUCUCUACAGAGGAGGAGAAGCAAAAAUCAAGAAUACCUAUAAAAGCUCUUUCCCACAAAUCAGCUACAGAACAUGAUUUAUCUGUGAAAUCUCCUAAGGAGAAAAAGUCUAAAUUGCCUGUAAAACCUGAAACAAAGAGAAAAUCUGAGACAGACACAGGUCCCUCUGUAAGCUCCAGAGUGACAAGGUCUAUCAAAGCCAAGAGCUACUGUGAAAGUGAUUCUACAAAGAAACCAACAAAAAAGGACCAGGGUCAUCCAGCAGGUACUGAGUUGCCCAACAAAUAUAAGACAUUACCAUCGAAGCUACCUGUCAGGGGAAAGCCUGGUCAAGCAACUCAUACUACUACAACUGGCAAAAAAGAUCAGCAAUCAGAGAAGCGCAAGAAGUCUAUUGAUUUUUUUGAGGAGAUUAGUGAUGAGGCAGCUAAGCUAGUGGAAAGGUUGGCCCAAGCAGAAAAAGAGACAGAGGAGGAAGCUGCCAUGUCGGAUGAUGAAAGCAGCACCAUAGAUGUCUCAGUAAUAGAAUGUGAGCCUUUCCCUGACAUGCCUCUUCCUGAGGACCCAUUGGUCAUUAGGCCUCGAUGGGACGACCCUGUUGAGACGCAGAUGGAAAGAAUCCCUGCUGAUAAAGCUCAAGUCCAAAGUCAAGCGGAUCCACAGGAUGAGCUUGACAGGAAGGAAGGACGAUUGGCUGUAAUGGCUGAUCAUCUUGGUUUCAGCUGGACAGAGCUGGCUUGUGAACUUGAAUUUGAUGAAGAGCAGGUCAAUCAGAUAAGAGUAGAGAAUCCAAACUCAUUACAAGACCAAAGUCAUGCACUCAUAAGACUAUGGACAAAAAGAGAGGGGACAAAUGCUACAGAAAGCACUUUGAUCUCAAAGCUCACAAAGAUUAACCGUAUGGACAUUGUACAUCUCAUCAAAGCAAAGAUCGUACAGUCCACUCAGGACCACUCAUCACAUACCUAUGCAGAAAUUGAGCAGUCUAUAUCACAGGACCACAGUGAAGGUUUCACAGCUCUUCACGAGGACAUUGACAGCCCUAAGCCAGUCCGCCACACAGAGCUCACUUCAAGAAGGCCAAAGUCUGGGCAUCAACCUCCAUUAGUGUCUGUCGAGGAUCUCUCUUCUAGUGCAUCUUCACUCAGUGAUACCCAGAAAGAGAAGUUGCAGUUGCACAUAGAUAAAGCUGAAGAAGUGGCUGCAGCAGGCUCAACACUGUCUGGUUUUGAGAUGAUUGGUCUAAGACAGCAGUUCCCUGGCACUGUCAAAAAAGAAAUAGCAGAGGAGCUAGGCUUGCUGUCAGAUAGUUCAGAGGAAGAGGUGUUGACCACCCGAGUGGUACGGCGCAGAGUUAUUAUCCAGGGAGAUGAAUUUCCAGAAAUUUCCCCUCACACAGUGACAGAGGAGCAAUACACAGAUGAGCAUGGAAACAUAGUCACCAAAAAGAUCACAAGGAAAAUCAUCCGUAAGUAUGUGUCUGCAGACGGAGUAGAGCGUGAAGAAGUGAUGGUGGAGGGAGCUCAGCAAGAAGCUAUCACUGUAGAUGAUGCUGAUGGAUUUUCCAAAGUGGUGAAAAGAACAGUAGUAAGGAGUGCUGGAGACCAGACCGAGGUUACGUUUUCUGAACCAGUUCCUGCAACAGCCUCUGAGUUUGAAGGAGAGAAUGCCCAAGGUCGUAAAGUAAGCAAGGUCAUCAAAACCAUGGUGGUGCAGGGUGAGAGGAUGGAAAAGCAAACUGGCGACCCCUUGUUGUCAGCAGACCUCCCUUCGGCAAAAAAUGACUUUGAAAAGGCUUUGAGUUAUGCAGGGGGCUUUGACAUUGUGCUCCUGCCUCAUUUAAUGGAGAAAGAGAUCAUGAAGGAGGAUGGAUCUAUGAUCAGAAGGACCCGCAUGCAUAAGACAUGCACUCAGAAGAAGACCGUAGUGAGGGACGGCCAGAGCAAACACAUCCACCUGGAGCGAAUGGAGGACACUCCAGAGUCCCUAAAACCUGACGACCUGCAGCAGCACCUACACCAUCUGCUCCAACGCUACUGCACACCAGAAGUGGAGGAGGAGAAGGAGGAGGAGGCAGAGGAGUUGGUGGAGAGAGAGGAAAAGCAGGACACAAAUGACUGAUUUUCUAUUACCUUUUCAUUUAUUUGCGCUCCCAAAAACCCUGACAGAAUAGAUCAGAUUGUGACCCAUAUCCUCUUGUCACUUUGUCUCUCACUAUCACCAUGACAGCGACUUCCCGUGUUCCCAACCCAUUUCUUUUUGUGUUUAUUUAUGUUAAUUUUUUUCCUCCAUUGCAAAAAAGGAAAGAUUUGUGUGCUAGAAUGUUUUUUGUUGAUGUGAAGUUUUCCUAUUUUUAUUACUUUGUGACCAAAGAUAGCUUUACCUUAUUUUAAAUGAACAUUUUGGCUAGAAAAGAAUCCUAAAUAUAUGGGGGGGGGGGGGGGGGGGGGGCAACUAAACAUCGUCCUGGACACGUCCCUCUUUCACAAUAACUUUAAUAGCUGAAAUAACGAGAUGUGUAAAUAUUAGAAUGGAAAUGGAACAAUAACCCAACAUGCACUGCACCGUCUACAUACAUGCCGUAAACCUGCACCAGUGCAAUACUGCGGUUAAAGGUGUUAAGAUUCAUUCAAAUUCUGUCCAAAGGCUUUGGAUAACUGACUUUUUACUGUCUGUUACUGAGGCAUGUUUACUGUUCACCACAAAUGCAGGAUCACAGUUGGAUAGUAUUGCGAUCAUGUUAAAAAAAAAAAAAAAAAAAUAGAAUGAAUGUCAUUGUGUAGUUCAUCACGAUACCCAGAAUGAGCUUGAGUAAUUUGUAUGCAGUAUAAAUGUAAAUUCAGAAAAAAAAGCUACAUGCCAGCUUUUAAUGUGCUUUUUGGGAGUCAUAUUGAAUGAACGCUUAGCACAUUGUUCCUUACUCCUGCUCAUUUUCUGUUGGUCCUUCACAUAUUGUUAUAAAAGGUGACAACAGCUUUGCACAGUGGAUUCAGUCUGCCCUAUUUACUCUGUCUAUGUGAGUGUGUGUGUGUGUGUUUCUUCACUAUGUUAAUCUCCAGUCACAACACUGCUACUCCUCGUCUGCACGUAAGAAAGUAGCAAUCAUUAAAGGUAACUUUAUCAGA